Messenger RNA from Phyllopteryx taeniolatus (common seadragon), 1978 nucleotides. It is a transcript of the gene bicdl2, whose product is annotated as BICD family like cargo adaptor 2. Lineage: Eukaryota; Metazoa; Chordata; Actinopteri; Syngnathiformes; Syngnathidae. Gene Ontology annotation, biological process: vesicle transport along microtubule; Golgi to secretory granule transport. The record is from RefSeq and is a predicted model, not a curated record. The transcript has 10 exons. Bases 507 to 1823 code for a protein of 438 amino acids.
AUUCUGCACUGCCAAGGGAACCAGCUGAGCCUCUCUUGUGCAAACACACACUCACCAAACAGGAAGGCCAUUACUCUUUGGUGUGAGUUGCCCGCGGGGACGUUCAGUGACGUGUUUGGAGGAAACAUUGGAGGACAUUAACCGUGGAAUUCAGGGAGUGGAUAAAAAAAAUGACAAUAGUGGAUCUGGAAUUUCGGAAAGAGACUGUCAGACAAAAGAGCAUGUGAGAUUAGAUUACUAGAAAACAGCCAGAGGGAACUCUUAUAAUCACUUCUGCUCUGUAUUUACAGUUGGAUUGGGUUCAGUAUCUUGUACCACACAGGACAGGAAAGGUGGGGGGGAAAAAACCCCAGCAUCAAGACAAUCUGGAUCAACGUGAAGAAUAAUCCACUGGCAUUAAUUGGAUUACAAAGAAAUAAUUCCAGAGAAGAGUUUCUUCUGGUUCGCCCACUUACCUGUCAUACCUAUGACGAUGAUCUCAAACUGAUCCCUGCAACCCUGAGACCAUGUUCAGUCCCAGCAAGAACAGUCUCCCUUCCCCCAACCUGGAGGACUCCUUUUUCCCGCUCUCGUCAACCUCUUCAAUCUCACUCUCCUUCGCCCUUCCCACAUCCACGCCGGAUCUUGGGGGCAUCGAAGGCGGGGGUGGCCUAGAGACCGACCUGAUUCUGGCAGCUGAGCUGGGACAGGCUCUGCUGGAGAAGAAUGAGGAACUGGCCGCUGCUCUGGAGGAGAAGGAGAGGGAAGUGGAGGCGUUACAGCAACAGAAGCAUGUUCUGCAAAGGAAGCUGGAGAUGAAUGAACUGGCGUCUGGACAGAAGGAGGCCGAGCUGAAUGGAGAUUUGACCGCUUUACGUUCUGAGCUGGACCGCCAUCAUACUCAGGGGCGGGACCGGCGCAGGGAUGAGAGUGAACAGCUGACCCAGUUAUCCAACCAUAACCAGCGCUUGGUGGAGCAGCUAUCAGAGGCUGUGACGCUGGAACAUUCCUUGAGGACUGAGAUUCGUACCCUGAGAGAGGAGAUGGACGAGUCCUCCUUUAGCCGGAAUAUUAGCUCCACACAAUUAGAAAACACACUAGCAGAGAGCCGAGUUUUGAAGGGGCGCCUGUGUCACAUGGAAGCCCAGCUGAAGGCCUCCCAGGAAGACAGCGACAGGCUGCGCUCGGAGCAGAACGUCCUGAGGGACAGAUUGUCGGAGCUGCAGGUGCAGCUGAGAGAGAAAGAGGCAGAGCUAGAUCAGGAGCUAGGGGUGGUGUUUGAGUUGCGUACCAUGAAUCGCUCUCUCCAGCAAAAUGCCCUGAGCCUGGGAGAAGAGAGCAUCCUGGACAUUACACACACACGACCUUUGUCACUGCUUAGUGAAAUUCAGCAAUCCCAGGCCAAAGAUGCACUCCUAGCCCACUCUGUCGCACUGCAAGCGAGAGAUGAUGAGAUAGCAGCACUGAAAGAGGAGGUGAAAUCCCAACAAGAAGAACUGGAAUCACUGCGAGAGGAAAUAAAGCCAUUUCGAAGCAGUCCAGAUGCGCCAAGUUAUUGUUUGUUAGAGAGUGAGUUGGCCACGGUGCGACAGGAGAAAGACUUACUGACCCAUCAGCUUCUCAACACCAUCCAACACAAAGUGGCCCUGUCCCAAGAGCUGGAUGCUUGGCAGGAGGAUAUGCGCUUGGUGAUCAAUCAACAGGUGAUGCAGAAGGAGGAGGACAGACUAAAGAAAGUUCAGCAAGAGCGAAUGAGCAUAGGAGGACUCCAAAGAAGCAAGUCUUUGAAAUUGAAAGGUGAAGGAGGAAAAGGAUUCUUCUCAUCUCUUUUUAGAGACAAAUAACACAAAUGGAGACAAUAAAUUGACGUUUUAAAGCAACAGAGGAUUAAACAUUUUACAUUUUUGUACCAUAAGAAGCAAGUGUAUAUAUCUAUAUAAUUGUAUUUAUGGAUGUACAGUAAAUAAAUAGUUUCCAUUUUUAUUGCUUUAUAUUAAAA